Linum trigynum is the source of this 3602-nucleotide messenger RNA. NCBI's taxonomy places the organism in Eukaryota, Viridiplantae, Streptophyta, Magnoliopsida, Malpighiales, Linaceae. The record is from the annotation of a GenBank genome assembly.
UCCAAUUCUUCUUCUCCCUUUUACGGACGAAGAGGAGCAGAGCGAACAGGGGAGCUCGGGGAGAAAUUCCAAAGCUCAAAUUCUUGAGCUCUAGUGAUCCAAAAUCCCGUAAGUAAUGCCUAAUUUAUUUAUACAUUGUAGUUUAUCGAUUUACAGCUUUAAAACGAGUUUUUAGUUCAGGAAUUUCUGAAAUUUCCAAUAAGCCAAAUUAGGGUUUCGGAGUAUCCGGAAGCCGGAUUGAGCCCAAAUUUCAUAUACGAGCUUCCUGCAACGAGGUCAUUAAUCCUCUGGUUCUAAUCCUUGAAUUUUGUCAAUUAUUUAGGUCGGGUCCAAACCGCUAAAUUUAGCUCCGGCAAGGGUUUGAUGUGUUUUUAUCAAGAAUUUGACCCGGAGCCUAGAACUAAUAUUGACGGGGAUACUGCAGGGGAUAUUAGGACGGUCUCGAAUUUUAAUUCGGGGUUCGUUCGUGAAAUGACAUUUUAGUAAGGGAAGGUUAAACAGGUGUUUGAACGAUCAGAACUGGUGAGGGAUUAGCACGCAUACCGGGUUUGUCGUAUCACGAUAAUUAUAUUGAUGCUUAUAAUUGACCUAGGUGAACUAGAAUGGCACGAUUAGGGGUGUAUGGACUUUUGUUCUAUAUGAUGAACGCUGGACUGAUGUAUGAUAUUAUUGACUUGCCCUCAUCGAUAUGGACCUUGUUUAUGUUGAUGAUUGCAUACAUGUUGCCAUUUGUGGCUUAACUGUUGAUAUGACUUCAUGGUUGUUCGAUAAGGUGUUUUGACGUGGGGUGAUAUUAUGGUUGUAUUUGGAUCCAUAAGUGGGGAAAUUACUUCCCAGGGUGAUAUUAUGAUGUUUAAGGAGGAUGACUUGCACGAGGGUUCAUCCCGAGGAAGUGAAAUUAUACGACUCCUGUUUUACCUAUGUUAAGCCAAGUAUGGCCAGGUCAAGUACAUGUGCAAGUAACGAAUUAUGAUUAAGCAAGAUGAGAUAUGGAUCCUGUAUAAGGAUACCAAGUAAGAGUACUUUGGUCUCAUGGUCAAUUACAUAGUAAUUAGGGCUCCCCAUGCUAUUACUCCGUUAUGAUAUGUUAUGUCACACCCUUGAUGCGGUGUUGACCGUUGAUUCAUCAUGAGAUAUGACCACACCCAGAGUGGUGUUGAGUCUGAUAUGACCACACCCAGAGUGGUGUCAGGUCUGAUAUGACUACACCGGCAAUGGUGGGUCCGAUAUGACCACAUCCACGAGAUGUUUGGUCCGUAUUCCCGGGAGAGUAAUUAGCAUGGGAGUAGCCAGGCGCCUAUGCUUAAAACAUGAUCAGAUGCAUAUGCAUAAGUCAAGGUGGUUGAAUUUUAGAUGUAUGAUAGGGAUAUGCUCUGUUAUGAACUCACGAUGCUAUGAUUAUUUCACUCAGCUAUGAGCUGACCCUCUUUUAUUCUUCUUCUCUGCUUAUACUAUGUGUAAACAGAUCAUCAUCAGCAGCAGUAGAUAAGUGUUAGGUGGGAGAGGAACUAGAGUUGAAGCCAGGAUGAGGUAUGGUCUUCAACUAUUCUGUGCUUGGAAUACUACUCGGGAUUUUGGCCAAUGAUCCACACCUUUUUGUAAAAUUGUUUCGAGAACGUUUUUCAUGUGCAUACUAGCUUCUGAUGGGGUGUGAGAUAUCCACAGGUGUGGAAGUUGAAAUGUAUAUAUUUGUAUAGUAGUGUAGGUUGUGACGACUAUGACAUGUAUUAGUAAGGUAUACAGUUGUGGAGUAUGAAAUUGUGACUAUGGCUAAGAAAAGCCAAUGCAUAUGGUUGUGAGUAUAUAUGUUUGUGAUGAAUUAUUUUGCAGGAUAAGUUGCAAGAACUCUUAGCCCAUUACGCGAGUAAUUCAUGUCAAAAUUUUAUUUGGGUAAGUUUUGAUAAUUAAUGUAACACCCGAGAUUAAUUCCGCUGCAAUUGUAUGAACAAUAUGAUUAGGCAAAACGUAUAGGGUAGUGUGUUACAGUCAGCGAGCAGAGGAGAAGCGUAUACCCUGGAUAGCUAGAGAAAAUCUGAUCUUGCCGAAGAGUGAAGGCGGGAUUGGCUUCUGGGACCUAAAAGGUUUCAAUAAAGCCCUUCUUGCUCGACAGCUUUGGAGUAUCUAUAGUAGUCCACAGUCACUCAUUGCACAUGUCCUAAAGUCUAAAUAUCAUAAAAAUGUGGAUAUCCUGGAUGCUAGGGUGGGGUAUCAGCCAAGCUAUGUAUGGAGAAGUCUAAUGAGCGCGCGGGAGUUUCUCGUCGAUGGACUGCGAUGGCGAAUAGGUAACAGAACAACAGUUCGCAUUUGGGGUGACUGUUGGGUACCCUUGGCUCCAUGAUUUAUUAUUCAUUCUCCCCCGAUGGGUUUGCCGGUUGACUUGGCGGUACUCGAGCUGAUAGACGAGGAGCAGGAGCAAUGGGAUAGGGUCCUUCUAGAAAGCUGAUUUCCAACCUCAAUGGUGGAAGCCAUUGCCCGGAUUCCAUUACGCGGCUCCCUCGAAACGGACAGGUUGAUCUCGGCCGACAGCAGGGAUGGGGUGUAUACUGCUCGUGACGGAUACAGAUGGUGGCUAAAGGAAACUCGACUUGAGCAGGGACAUUCUUCAACUGGUGACCUAGUACUAUAGAAGAAGUUGUGGGGAAUGAUGGUACCUCCUAAGGUCAAACACUUCAUGUGGCGUUUCGCUAGGGACUCUCUGGCAACGGGGGAUCAUGUGAUAAUCCGGAAUGAGAAUAGGGGGGACAGAUGCCCGUUUUGUGAUGGGAAGGAGACACAAGUACAUGCUUUCGCACAGUGUGCAUGGGCGAGCUGUUUAUGGCCCAAAUCUCUGGUGGCUCAUUGCUUCGAGAUGAGAGGGGAAGCCUUAAGUAUGGGAUGGGUGUUGAAAGUGGCGAUGACGGUUUCUGAAAGGGAGCUUGAUGAGUGGAGUAUGAUGCUAUGGAUGAUAUGAAAAGAGAGGAACGCCCACAUGUUUAACGGGGCAAAGUUGGCUGAGGAAGAUAUAGUUCCACGAGCAACAUCUUUGCUGGACGAAUAUCAACAACACCAAGCUGCUCUACACCCACCGCAACAUAACACCGUUGGGCGCCACUGGGGGAAGCCUAUUCAGGGGAAGGUGAAGCUUAACACAUAUGCUGGAGUGUGUGAGGAAGGGGGCAGACUUGGGGUGGUGGUUAGAGACGCCGAGGGCAGGUUUCUGAUGGCGGUAGCUAAGAGAGUACGAGGUGAACAAAAUCCGGAAUUCGGAGAAGCUCUGGCGGCCGAGUUAGGACUACAACUCGUGAGACAACACCAACUCGGUUUGCCCAUUCUGGAGAUGGAUUGUAAGGCGGUGCUGAACAGAAUCCGUGAGGUGAAUAGGGAUCAAACAAAGCUUGAAGUAAUCUGUCGGAAUAUCAAGCGACUUCUUGAAGAUCUGGGAGAUGGAGGUUGCAGGCUUAUCUACCGAACGGCGAAUGAGGCGGCACACAUAAUGGCACAUUUGAAAACGAGAUGGAACAAGACCGGGAUUUGGUUUUGACAGACCCCCGAUGAGUGUAAUUGACCAGCUGAAGCUGGAUUCUGUAAUGGCUUCUCAUUCGUAAUAAAGCCUAGAGCAGAUU